GUUAGAAACCCGACCUGUGGCGGCCAUCACCACUUUCCUCCCGCUGAGUACGAGCAUGUUGUCCACUGCCGCGGGAUGAGGGGCAGGUACGUGGGCAUCAGACUGCCGGGGAAGAGCCGAGUCCUGACAUUGUGUGAAGUGGAGGUGUAUGCAGCUCCAAACUUGGCGCUUGGAAAGCCAACUGUCCAGUCGGCUGUCGCAUGGAACGGGUUUGCCUCCCGAGCGACUGACGGUUGCAGGGACCCGAACUGGGGUAGCCAGUGCUGCACCCACACUCCGGCACAGUCAAAUCCUUGGUUGCAAGUGGACCUCGGUACCCGUCAGGUUAGUGUCCAGUGGGUGGUCGUCGUCAACCGCGCCGACUGUUGCAGAGAGCGACUUCACGGCUUCGACGUCCACAUUGGAAACGACGCAAACGUAGAGCGUAACCCACGCUGCGGCGGACAUCACGUCAUCCCCGCUGGUAAGAACAAGGACGCCAUCAACUGCAACGGGCUGAGAGGACGAUAUGUGGGGAUCCGUCUGCCUGGACACGGCCGUAUACUGACUAUCUGCGAAAUCGAAGUCUACGCAGCUACGGUGAACAGAAAGAGGACAAAUGAAGUGCGUGAUACCGAGAGCCAGGGUUGUGGAGAACAUCAGGAGGGAGACAACUGGGUAUCUGAUGAGACUGGAGAGACAAAGAAGAACUGCGCCUGUCAACAGAAUGAAGAGGUGUGCUUCGAGGUGAUUUGUGGAAAGGAUGGAAAAGAAGACCCAAUCAAGGACCAAGACGAACUGUGGACCUGUCAGGAACCGGCCGAUGAGGAAGAGGAUCCCGCAUCUGAGGUCCAGAACGAUGGCGAAACAAAUGCAGCUGCUGAGUUCCAGGACGAAAGCAUGGAGGCUUGGAUGGACGGCUAUGAAGGAUAACUGGCUGAAUUCGAAGCUGAGAAGAGGCAGCGCUGUUCAUCACUUGAAGCGCUCUGCAACUGGUGGAAUUGUCCAAUGAAAGUCAACCUGGUGUGCCUAACGAGGGUAGUUCAAUUAAAGGCAACCUAAGCAAUAUUACAGCGUCAAAGUGGAAAUAUUCUGAAUAAGGCAAUCUGCAUGCUAUUGACAUCUACUGCACUGUAUUCUCACAUUUACAUCAUAAUUUGAUACUUUGAGCGGUUAAAAACAGCCCAGAGACAAGUUGCACGAGGAUAUUCCUUAUUAUUGUACCCCCCCAAAAUAAGGACUUGAUCUGGAAUCCUUGUGCAAUUCAUUCCGAUCCCGCGCUGUUUUUAUCGGCUCAAUUUAUGAAAUAAUGAUGUAAACGUGCUAAAAUAGUGCAUUAGAUGUCAAUAUUAUACAGACUGCCUUAUUCAUAAUAUUUCCACUUUUAACAAUGUGAUAUGGCUUAGGUUGCCUUUAAGAUUUCGCCUGCCCCCUUGUGGUUACUGUAGAAGACGUAAAUUUAAACGUAGACAUAUCCAUAAAUUCCCUAUACUUUUGAACUUCCGAAAGUUUCUAUCAGGGUCCCCAAUACGCGGUGAGUUCGUAAAAGGCUUUCAAAAACUAAUUUCACUUUGACCAACAGGAAUUAAACUUUGCACACUUUUUAACCUAAUGAUAUGCAACAAGUUUUGUUCAUUUGUACAUUUUUUUAAAGCCUUUGAUGAACACACUGUGUAUUCAGGACCCGAUGACCACUCUGAAUACAUCGACCCCCACCCCACCCCCACACCACCCUGGCAACUCUAAAUCAAAAACUGCUGAGAGUUCAAAAAGGAAACUAAGCAUGUGACUGCAGUACUGAUGAUGUUAACUAUAGAAAUAUGUAUUAUUGUAUAUGUCAAAUACAUCAAACAAUAACCAGCUCUAGAUCAGGGGGGAAUAUUUCGUAAAAUCUAUGUUGCCUCAACAGAUACUUGCCUUUUCUUCUCCCUCUUUUAUCAAGUAUCAUAUUGGUAUUUCUGAUCUUCUGAACUAGAGGCUGCUCAUUUGGUGCCUUCAGUGUGUCUGAUAUUCCAUUUCUUGCACACUACUGUGCCCUCCUUUAUUAAGUAUCAUAAUGGUAAUCUUUUCUGAUCUUUUAAACUAGAGGCUGUUCUUUUGGUGCCUUCAGUGUAUCUGACACUCCAUUUUUAAUUUCUUGCACACUACUUUGCCUCUUUGGCGGGAGUAUGGCAAUAAAUUGCAUCCAAUGUAUGUUUUAAAACAUAUCUUCUAAAAUAGUUAGCGGUGUCGACAGCAAUGAGGUUAA
Molecule: messenger RNA, 2227 nt
Organism: Branchiostoma floridae (Florida lancelet)
Lineage: Eukaryota; Metazoa; Chordata; Leptocardii; Amphioxiformes; Branchiostomatidae
Product: fucolectin-like
Exons: 6
Coding region: 76-912 (278 amino acids)
Source: RefSeq, a predicted model, not a curated record